AUGUCAAAAGCGGACGGUGAAAAACGCCAGCUCGGCCGCGAGGUCGUGGAAGACUAUGGCCAUCAUCAUCUCGCCGACGACAAUGUGCAGCAUAUUGUGGUUGCGGACAAGCUGAGCCGAAAGCUAUCGGCUCGUCAAGUUCAGAUGAUCGCAAUUGGUGGCACAAUCGGCACUGGGCUGUUUCUGGGCACAGGAAAGUCUCUGUCUACAGGCGGCCCAGCAUCGAUGCUCAUUUCCUACGCGAUUGUCGGUGCAAUUGUCUUUAUCACGAUGUUGUCUUUGGGUGAAAUGGCAGCAUUCGUCCCCGUGGCCGGGUCGUUCUGUACAUUUGCUGGCCGUUUCGUGGACGAUGCUUUUGGAUUUGCUCUUACCUGGAACUACUGGUUCAACGACGCCGUGUCCACCGCCUCGGAUUUGAUUGCUCUUCAAUUGUUGCUGGAGUACUGGACCGACAAUUUUCCAGGCUGGGCCAUCUCGUUGAUCUUUCUCUUUGUGGUCAUAGGACUCAACGUCUUUUCCGUCAAAGCAUAUGGCGAAGCAGAAUAUUGGCUCAGCUUGUUGAAAGUUGUUACUAUAGUGAUAUUCAUUAUCAUUGGUGUCGCAGUCAAUUGUGGCGGAAACACUAACCAUCAGUACAUCGGCGGCAAAAACUGGCACAUUGGUGACGCACCAUUUGUCGGAGGCAUUGGUGGUUUUGCGUCGGUCUUUGUCACUGCCUCCUUUGCCUACGGAGGCACCGAGUCCAUCGCCGUGACUGCAGGAGAAACAAAAGACCCAGCCAGAACCUUGCCAAGAGUGGUGAAGAAUGUGUUUUGGCGGAUUCUGCUGUUCUAUAUCCUUUCGGUUCUGAUAGUCGGCUUAAACGUACCCUACAACUUCCCCGGUCUAAGCUCCGGUGACACUACCACCAGUCCCUUCACAAUCGUUUUCCAACAAGUCGGCAGUUCAGUGGCCGGAAGCUUCAUCAACGCGGUGAUCAUGACAAGCGUGAUUUCGGCGAGCAACCAUGCUCUCUUUGCUGGAUCAAGGUUGUUAUACACCCUGGCCAUCGAAGGGUACGCGCCUUCGGUGUUUGGAAAGCUGAACCGCUUUCAGGUCCCAUGGGUGGCCGUCCUGUCUACGUCCGUUAUCAGCGGUCUCUGCUUUGGGGCCAGCUACAUCGGCGCUGGCCAGCUUUGGACUUGGCUACAGAAUAUCGUUGGUGUCUCCAAUCAGCUCUCGUGGAUUUCUAUCGGCUUUGCAUCUCUUCGUUUCCGCGCCGCUAUCAAGAAGCAAGGCCUUGAACACUUGUUGCCUUUCAAAAACUGGACGUAUCCGUACGGCCCGAUACUUGCUGUUGUCCUCAAUAUCGUCCUGGUCCUUGUCCAGGGCUGGUCAGCCUUCAGUCCCAGCUUUGCCGCUGUUGACUUUGUCAGUUACUACAUCGAGAUCCCCGUCAUGAUCGUCAUGUUUAUUGCAUGGAAACUGUUCAAGCGGACUCACUUCGUCAGACUGGAUGAGAUGGACUUGGUCUCGGAUCGGUAUGACGGGGGCUUCACUCCUGACGAGCGAGCCCAGCUCCUCGAUGUUGCGCAUCGCAGCCCAUUUUCACAGGAUCAGUCGUGGAAAGGGAGAGCCACUGCUAUUGGAACAUGGCUUUUCUUUUAG
Talaromyces rugulosus is the source of this 1647-nucleotide messenger RNA. RefSeq lists its product as uncharacterized. The coding region runs from base 1 to 1647 and encodes 548 amino acids. The record is from RefSeq and is a predicted model, not a curated record. NCBI's taxonomy places the organism in Eukaryota, Fungi, Ascomycota, Eurotiomycetes, Eurotiales, Trichocomaceae. Gene Ontology annotation, molecular function: amino acid transmembrane transporter activity. The transcript is spliced from 6 exons. Gene Ontology annotation, cellular component: membrane. Gene Ontology annotation, biological process: amino acid transmembrane transport.